AUCGUGAUUCGAAAUCAAAAUCUUUAUAAAAAAAUUAAAAAUGAAACAACCCCUAAAUUGAAUUGCCCGCGCUGCCAUGAUCCUUUAAAACUAGACGCACCUGAUUGGCUAAUGAUAAGGUAGUAUUUUUGUUGUGGAUUUUGUGUUUGUAGUGGUGUGAGCACGUGUAUGAUAAUUGAUAUUGAUAAAAAUGAUGGUCUCGUCAGUCUCUUCAUAAAUCUGAUGUAAUAUUCGUUUAGUUUUCUGUUGAUGAGCAAUUAAAUUUGAAUUUCCCUCCUUCGAAACAAAAAAAUUCUUGAAAAAGCAUGGAUUCCGAAGUCAACUCAAAAGUAACCGGUCCAGUUCAUCACAGAAUUAGUAAAUAUUACAAUGUCAUGGUGAAAGUGGACGACGACGUUUAUUAUUUAGACAAAUUCCAACUGGCCUGGAAAUCAGACUACUUCGAGAAGUUAUUAAUCGAGUAUUCCCACCAACAAGAAUGCAUUUCAAUAGAACUACCACUGAUGGAUACCAAAACAUUCUCUACCAUAGUUGAAAUUAUAUAUGGGCAGUCUUUGAAGUCUGUCUUAGACCAAUUCAAUUACGUUGAUUUAAUAAUGGCUAUGGAUUACUUACAAAUGGAAAUAGAUUUGAGACCUUAUCAGUUUUUCAUCGAGCAUCAUUGCAGCCCAGAUAAGAAAAUAUUCAAAUUAUACAACUUCGUACGAGAGAAUCCUAAUUUACAAUGGUUGCUAAAGUCAGUUUUUGAUUAUUUAUCUGUUCAUUUGGCAGAUAUGCGAAAUAACAAAGAUUUCUUAUCUAUACCAUUUGACCAUAUAAUGCGGAUAAUUUUAGGCGAAAGAACUUUCACUUGGGAUACUCCGACUACGAGUAGGAGUGAUGUGCUUGGAGUUUGUCAAUUUUGCUCCGAAUGGAUUUGCACCAGUUUGGAAAAUAGGCUUCCUCAUGUAGCGAAGCUCGUCAAUGCUGUUAAACGAAGAUUUGAUUACAUGAAUGAAGUGAAUGAUGAUGAUUGUAAUACGAUGUUAUCCGAAAUCACCGAACCAAUGAAUCCCAAAAUUAUGUCGACAAAUUUCUACAAAUUUUUGAUGUGUGAUGGAGACAUACGAGCAAAUCCAGCUGAGAAUCUACUGGAAGAUGAAAGUAUACCGGAAGAUGAAAGUAUACACGAAGACGAAAGCAUUCAAGAAAAUGUGAAUCUACUGAAAGAUGAAAAAAAAGAUGUUUGGACGAACCGUCCUGAAAGUUAUGAUCGAAAAAAGUUGGCAAAAUUUGUAGAAAAUAAUUAUUUUCACGAUAUCGUAGUCACUGUUGGAGAAAAAACGUAUAAACUUCAUCGAUUUAUAUUGAAUUCAGCGUCCGGCUACUUCGCAGACAUUUCUUCCACUAAGCAGUCCAACUCCUCGGACGUUCCAUGUGCAGAAGUAUCGACACAGCAACCAAAUAAAAAUGAGACUUACUCGCUUCGUGAUGUUGAUCAAGCCACUUUCGACAUGAUCAUCGAAUAUAUCUAUUUCGGUGAAUUGCAAUUAACACUUGAGACUAUAACUCGUGUACUGAGAGCUGCCAAUUUUUUGAAAAUGGAAACAUUAUUCAAUACGUGUGUAUCUUGGAUGGAGAAGCAUAUUGAGGAAGUUUGUGCGAAAGUUUUACUCGUCGAUGAAUGUAUGUCUACGUCGUGGAUCGUAGACAACAUUGAAGAAAUUGUUUCAAGAUUUCUAACCAUACCCGAUACAGACGAUACAUUGGUUAUCUGUUUAAUUUCGUUCGAUAUGUUGGAAGAUUUACUUCUGUCUUCGACGCAUUGCUGUGAUAAUCCACAUCAAAUUGUAGAUGUAUGUUCGAAGUGGAUAUUCCACGAUGUAGAAAAUCGAUAUCAUCGGUUACCACAAAUAGCCCUUGAAAUUAAUCGCAAUCGCAAUUACCAUAAAAUCGAAGCUUCUACAGAUUUAAUCAACUACUCAUCGGAGCAGUCGAUUCGAGACGAAUUUUGGAAGAUUUUGAAUUCUACUUCGGUGAUACCUUCGAUUUCCAUUGAGAAAAAGCAGACCGUUGGUAAAAAGAAAUGGAAAGAAGUACCUGUGUUUGUAGCAGUGUCCGAGACAACGACUACAACUUAUGUUUUGAAUGCUAAUUUAGAAGAAAUCGCUUCGUUGUGUCUUUCACUUUCAGACCUUUAUGAAUUUGAUAUUAUGGGUGAUUACGUUUCUUUAGCUGCGACUUUAAUGGAUGAUAAUUUAUUCAUUAUGUUAUGUUUGGAUUAUGAUCGUUUUCGUUUUAGUGUAUAUAAUUUAUCUUUGAAAAAGUUCAUCUCGUUGAAUAACCGUGUUAAAGUGGAAAAAACAACUAGAGGUUUUAACAGUAGGAAUACGAGCAUGCUGUUGAAUUGUCGAGGGCAAGUUUACUGUGGCUUCAAACUCGGCUAUGUAUUGAAGUAUUCGUUCGAAUUGAAUCGUUGGAUGAUGUUUUCGGAGAAGCCGGUGUUUUCUGAUGGAUACUCGAAAGAUAAAUACGUAUGGUUUACAAGCGACGGAGAUAAGUUGUACAGGUUGUAUGGUAACUGCAUUUCUCAGAGUCAGAAUCCGUCGGUUUUAAAAUACGUUGUGGAAGAAUUCGAUUUUCAACAAAAUGCGUGGUUGUCUUUGUCAGAUAUUCCAUUUAGACAUCAACCGUAUUUUAAGGUGCAAAAUUUCACCAUCAUUAAAGGUGGCCAACUUGCUGUGAUAUUAACAUCAUGCUUCAUGUCAUUUAACCGGAAUUCAAGAAGGUGGCGUGAGCUUCCUCUUGUGAGCAAUUUUGUAUCUGAGGAUAUUCUUGAGAAAUCUUUCCUGUUGACCCAGUGUGAAGAUAGACUUUUACAUGUGCGCGGCGACGAACUCUAUCAAUGGUCUCGAAGAAAUCAAACCUGGCAGUUGAAAGAAGAACUACCAUCGGAAUCUGAAUCAUCCGUUGGUGGAGAAAGUAGUGGUACUGUAUAUGAGUACAUUCGUGCCAUUCAUAGGCCUCAUGUUUGAUCAGAAUAAUGUAAUGCAUCGAGUAAUAUUAUACCUAGUCAAUUAUUAUUUUUUUUUAUUGAUGAUUGUGAAAAGACUGAUGUGAAUAAAGUUAACUAUUCUG
Molecule: messenger RNA, 3117 nt
Organism: Planococcus citri (citrus mealybug)
Lineage: Eukaryota; Metazoa; Arthropoda; Insecta; Hemiptera; Pseudococcidae
Exons: 3
Coding region: 306-3014 (902 amino acids)
Molecular function (GO): protein binding
Source: RefSeq, a predicted model, not a curated record